Molecule: messenger RNA, 1981 nt
Organism: Populus nigra (black poplar)
Lineage: Eukaryota; Viridiplantae; Streptophyta; Magnoliopsida; Malpighiales; Salicaceae
Product: 2-methylpropanoate--CoA ligase CCL4-like
Exons: 3
Coding region: 143-1789 (548 amino acids)
Source: RefSeq, a predicted model, not a curated record
UUGCUUUAAAUUGUCAACGGUUUGCAAUAAUAUCCCUUCUCCUCUAUUAGAUACAGCCAUCCCCUAGCCCUGAGCUAACCUUCUAUUUAGUGACUGUUAUUUAUCUAGCAUUCUAACAAACUACUAGCUAGCCAAGAGCAAGAUGGAAGAACUAAAGCCAAUGUCACCAAGCUCAUGCCCUUUCACACCCUUAGGCUUCCUGGAAAGAGCUGCCACUGUUUAUGAUGAUUGCCCAUCCAUCAUCUACAACAGCACCACUUACACAUGGUCUCAAACCUACCGUCGAUGUCUCAAGGUUGCAUCUUCUCUAUCAUCCAAAGGCAUCAAGCCAGGUCAAGUGGUUUCCGUUGUGGCCCCUAACGUUCCUGCCAUGUAUGAGCUUCAAUUUUCCGUGCCCAUGUCUGGUGCCAUCCUCAACAACAUCAACACCCGUCUUGACGCUCGGACCAUUUCCAUACUCCUGCGUCACAGUGAGUCAAAGCUCGUCUUCGUUGAUUAUUUGUCACUUCGUGUUAUUCUUGAAGCCCUCUCUUUGUUUCCACCUGAGACUCCAUGCCCUGCCCUCGUCCUCAUUACGGACGACGAGGAGGAAGCACCGCCACCACCAUCACUAGCCGUAGACUUUUGUACUUACGAAAGCAUGGUGGAGAAAGGAGAUCCUGAGUUCAAGUGGGUCCAGCCACAAAGUGAGUGGGACCCGGUGGUUUUAAACUACACAUCAGGUACUACCUCAGCUCCUAAAGGUGUGCUACAAUCCCACAGAGGAACUUUCACCAUAACCAUUGGAUCCUUGAUUGAUUGGAGCCUACCAAAACAAGCAGUGUAUCUGUGGACCCUGCCGAUAUUUCACGCCAAUGGGUGGAGUUAUCCAUGGGGUAUGGCAGCUGUUGGCGGGACCAACAUCUGUCUUCGUAGAGUGGAAGCCCCAACGAUCUACAGCUUGAUCAAAAGGCACGGGGUCACUCACAUGUGUGGCGCACCUGUGGUGCUAAACAUGCUAACAAACUCUCCCAAUGCGGAACGCCUACAAAACCCAGUGCAAAUUUUAACCGGGGGAGCUCCACCUCCAUCCGCCGUGCUGUUCCGGGCAGAGUCACUUGGUUUUGUGGUGAGUCAUGGAUACGGUUUAACUGAAACGGGAGGGCUGUUCACUUCGUGUGCGUGGAAACCAAAGUGGAAUACAUUUCCAGCAAGUGAGAGAGCUAGACUAAAGUCAAGACAAGGGGUUCCGUUUGUUGGCUUCACCGAGAUGGGCGUUGUGGAUCCCAAUACAGGAAAGAGUGUGGAAAGAGAUGGGGUAUCACUUGGUGAAGUUGUUUUGAGAGGUGGGAGCGUAAUGUUAGGUUACUUUAAAGAUCCAUUAGGCACGUCGAUGUGCAUGAAAGAUGGUUGGUUUUACACGGGAGAUGUGGGUGUUAUGCACUCAGAUGGAUAUUUAGAGGUCAAAGAUAGGUCCAAAGACGUGAUCAUUAGCGGUGGAGAGAAUAUUAGCAGCGUAGAGAUCGAGUCUGUGCUGUAUACACAUCCUGCUGUUAACGAGGCAGCUGUGGUGGCUAGGCCUGAUGAGUUCUGGGGCGAGACACCGUGCGCAUUUGUGAGUUUGAAAAAUGGUUUGGCUAACAAACCUGGUGAGAAAGAUAUAAUUGAUUAUUGCAGGGAAAAGAUGGCGCAUUAUAUGGUACCAAAAAUCGUGGUGUUCAAAGAUGAGCUUCCAAAGACAUCAACUGGGAAGAUUCAGAAGUAUUUGCUCAGAGAAUAUGCCAAGGUCGUGGAUUCUUCGAAGGUUUAACAGAAUAUCCUGUGUUGACCCGAUCCUAACUACUGAGGUUACAGGUUUGUCAUGUUAACUCUGGUUAAUAAGAACCAAUAUUUUUAUGUCUUUUAUCUACCCCAUUUUGUUCUUCUAUAUUUAAUAAAUUGUAAAUUGGGAUACAUCAUUUAUCUCUUUUUCUAAAAAUAUAUUUCUCUCAUGGUAUCCUAA